Cyprinodon tularosa is the source of this 1464-nucleotide messenger RNA. Its product is annotated as zinc finger protein 32-like. Gene Ontology annotation, molecular function: DNA-binding transcription factor activity; RNA polymerase II cis-regulatory region sequence-specific DNA binding. The record is from RefSeq and is a predicted model, not a curated record. The coding region runs from base 210 to 1436 and encodes 408 amino acids. Gene Ontology annotation, biological process: regulation of transcription by RNA polymerase II. The transcript is spliced from 3 exons. Lineage: Eukaryota; Metazoa; Chordata; Actinopteri; Cyprinodontiformes; Cyprinodontidae.
GUAGGCAGCUAGAAAAGGUUUGCAAACCGCCAAUCAAAUGAAAGAAGAAGAAAAUGUCCAGCAGGGGGCGGUAAACAGAAUUAUCAGCAGCUCAUUGUCUGAGUGUGACACAAAGCGGAAGUAAAACAAAAGGUUCGAACAGCGGCUCGCGGGGACUCAGCCAGGAGGCAGCUUCACUGUGGUUUAUCGCAAAUUGAUAUUUCAGUAAAAUGUCUUCAGUUCAGCGUCUGAGGGAGUUUAUCAGAGAGCGACUAACUGCUGCUGCUGAAGAAAUCUUCACAGAGGUUGAAAAAACCAUCGUCCGCUAUGAGGAAGACAUCAGACUGAUGGAAACCUGCAGGAACCCGCAGAUAAAACUCCACAGAAUCGACUUCCAGAAGCCAAAUGUCUCCAAUAAGGAGGAAGCCGCUGCCAUUGAUGGUUUCUGUAACUACAUGAGGAGAUCCAGUCAUGACCAGGAGGAACUAGAACCUGUAUGGACUAAAGAAGAACAGGUGGAACAAGGUCCUCUAUGGGUUAAAGUCGAGGGGAAGGAUCCAGAACCUCUUUCGAUAAAAGAGGAAGAAGAGACACAAGAGUCUUCUCAGAUUGCAGAAGAAAUUGUAGAGCUUGAGGCAUCAUGGGAUUAUGAGGAACAAAGGGAACCAGAUCCACCAAUGAUGAAAGAACAUGAGGAACCAAAAUCUCUUAUGAUGGACAGGGAAAAUGAGGAACCAGAUCCUUCAGUGCAGUCAGCUUUUUCAAUGGAGAGUUCUGCUCGUCAGGAAGUGUAUUUGAGAGAAAAGGAACAAGGAACUGAGAAGCUUUCAUUUAAUAUGUCUCCUUUAGUUCAGACUAAAGAUCAGAAGGAAAGCAGAUACACUGUGUCCGAGAGUCAGUCUGAAUCCGACACAGAGAAAAAGUCUUUUCAAUGUCACAUCUGUGGGAAAUUCAGUAAGACUAAAUAUGCCUUGAAAAUACAUUACAGAACUCACACAGGUGAAAAACCAUUUUGCUGUGAAACUUGUGGGAAGCGAUUAUCUUCGAGAAGUUCUUUAAAUGUUCACAACAGAAUCCACACAGGUGAGAAAACUUUUAUUUGUGAAAUCUGUGGGAAAAGGUUUGCUAGACGUAAUGAACUGAAGAUACAUCAGAGAAAUCACACUGGUGAGAGACCUUUUAUGUGUCAAAUCUGCGGAAGAAAUUUCUCUCAAAUUUGUUAUCUCAAUCUUCACAAACUAAAACAUUCAGGUGAGAGACCGUUUUCUUGUCAACAAUGUGGGAGAAGUUUCUUUACACGCAAUGAAUUGAAAGUACACCAGAGAACUCACACAGGUGAGAAACCUUAUUCAUGUGAAAUAUGUGGUAAAAGCUUUAUUGAACUUGGCAGACUGAAUGUUCACAAGAAACAAACACAUAAAAUCAGGGUGUCUGCAGGGUUUAAAAAGGUAGUUUAAGGAAAUUGUCAAAAUUUCUGUCUAUAAA